Suillus paluster is the source of this 876-nucleotide messenger RNA. RefSeq lists its product as uncharacterized. The transcript is spliced from 3 exons. The record is from RefSeq and is a predicted model, not a curated record. NCBI's taxonomy places the organism in Eukaryota, Fungi, Basidiomycota, Agaricomycetes, Boletales, Suillaceae. The coding region runs from base 146 to 784 and encodes 212 amino acids.
GUUUUGGCGGCGAUUCAUUUACUCGAGGAUAGUACCCUUGGGAGAAUCACCGUCCGAGAUGAGCGACUACGAACAUGAACCAUGCUUAUAGUUUCGCGCACCUGGCGAUAAGUUAGAGAACGUCCGGUAUGGUCUAUGAGUCUCGAUGUGCAUCCAGCUGAAUCUGAUUAUCUCCAGCGGGAAGCAUGACACAUCUUGUGCAACGUCUGGCAAUUUAGUGAUGCGAAAUGUGUUAAAUUUCGAUUCAAAUCUGGUCCACGACGGAAGGGCAGUGUUGCACGAAGGAUGGUGUCGAGAUUGCAAAAGGGUUUGUAGUUACAGGAGGGCAAACAAGAAGCAAUCGAACAUACUUUGGCCCAAGUCUCAAGAUCGACGUUGCAUAAUAUCUACCGUCUUCAACUUCCAAUCCAGAGGUUCUAUGAGAAGGGAAAGAGGGAGAGGCUGGGCUACUGCCAUACCCCCCCGGGCCGCGGGACUGAAAUUGGCGUUCACAGAAAGCGACGUGGGAUUACGACGUGCAUAUGGAAGUAGCGCCUCAACCAGGGUCGUGGCGAUCAAUUGGGGGCAAAACCAUGCCUUGGGCUGUAAGCGAGAGUGUCGACUCUUGAAAACGAUUUCUGCAAGUCCCACGUUGAUGCCCGUUUGCUUGAUUUUACCCAGUAGGGGUUCGAUGUCAGCCGUGCGUAUAAUAUUCGUCAGCUCUCGAGUGCGCUGUACGUUUCGGAUUAACAUAAAUAGUUGGCCGUUUCCCCGUCUUUAUCCUUCAGCUCUAGAUCAUGGUUGAAACGGACGUCACACUCUCCAGUGGCUACAAGAUGCCCACUCUUGGGCUUGGUGUCUACCUGAACGAGGAAUGCGCGGACGCUUGUAAAGUUG